AUGGAGAAAAGCAUGUCAGAUUACAAUGACCUGAUUUACCUGGAGAGUUACGCACUCACACACAGGGGGCACAUACUCUGCCAGUUCCUUUCUAACCCUGCGGUGACAUUUGGGACAGCUAUAGCAGCAUUCUAUCUUCCUGUCAUUAUUAUGACAGUCCUGUACAUCCACAUCUCCCUGGCCUCCAGGAGCAGGGUUUCCAAACACAAACCAGAGAAGAAAGAGAAGAAGGGAGUAAAAACUCCCAGCUUGAUAAAGAGUCACCUGUUAAAGCAGAACAAUAACAAUGAGACCAGUCCUCAGGCCAGUCCCCGAUCUACUCCCAAACUCAGUCUGGACUCAACUACCACUGCGCUGGAGGCUGUGAAGAAUGGCAGAGUGGAGGAACCAAAGCAAGUUCAGCCUCAACCUCCAGCACAGCCCAGUCCAGGACUCACACAGGAGAAAGAAAGCUCCAACGAUUCGUCUACAGCUUUUAUUCCCCCCACAGAACCGAAGGACAACACCAAUAACAAGGUGAUAUCUGAGGCUGCAACAAAUCCCAACUCCAUUGCCAUGGCAACAGCCAAUCCUGCAGAGCCCAAGAUGAACUCCACUUCGAAGUGGUCCAAAAUAAAGAUUGUAACAAAGCAGACCGGGGACGAAUGCAUCACAGCUAUAGAGAUUGUCCCUCCUGUAGAGGGAGCCGAGAGGCAUUCAAUCCCAAUCAGCCGUCCAAGGACUGUGGCGAGAAAGUUUGCAAGCAUUGCUAGAAGUCAAGUGAAGAGGAAAAGACAGAUGGCUGCGAGAGAAAAGAAAGUGACCAAAACUAUCUUCGCCAUCCUGCUGGCUUUCAUCAUCACAUGGACACCGUAUAAUGUCAUGGUGUUGAUCUCAACCUUCUGCCAAUCCUGUGUCCCUGACACUGUGUGGGCUAUUGGCUACUGGCUGUGUUAUGUCAACUCGACUAUCAACCCAGCUUGUUACGCACUGUGCAACGCCACAUUCAAAAAGACAUUCAAGAACCUGCUGCUGUGCCAGUAUAAAAAUAUAGGUACAAGAUGA
This is a messenger RNA of Morone saxatilis (striped sea-bass), 1044 nucleotides long. Its product is annotated as muscarinic acetylcholine receptor M4-like. Gene Ontology annotation, cellular component: plasma membrane. The transcript has 6 exons. The record is from RefSeq and is a predicted model, not a curated record. Gene Ontology annotation, molecular function: G protein-coupled acetylcholine receptor activity. The coding region runs from base 1 to 1044 and encodes 347 amino acids. Gene Ontology annotation, biological process: adenylate cyclase-activating adrenergic receptor signaling pathway. Lineage: Eukaryota; Metazoa; Chordata; Actinopteri; Moronidae.